AUCGAGCCCUGACAGGAGCCAAUCAGUGAGCGGAGCGGUUGCUUGGCGUUAAGCACGCGGGAAGUUGUUGUGUGAUGGCGGCUGAGGAUGCUGACAUGAUGCUUAAAACUGAUAAAAGUCGAAUAGUUGACUUAUCAGGGAUGGGAUUGCAGCAUUUGGAUACAGUUGCGCUGUACCCGACAAGUAUUUUUACUCUGAUUCUGGACAAGAACCAACUGACUAAAUUGGAAAAUGUGGAGAAAUGGGGAGAUUUAGUACAAGUUGGUGUUCUUUGGAAAAAGUUUCUUUUGUCUGUAGCCAACAAUCGCCUAGUCCGGAUGAUAGGUGUAGCAAAACUGAUCAAUUUGCAAGUCUUAAACUUACCUAACAACAGUAUUGGAAAUGUGGAAGGCCUGAAGGACUUGGUUCAUCUGGAGUGGCUGAACCUAGCUGGAAACAACAUUAAGAUGAUGGAACCAGUCAAUAACUGCUUGGCACUUCGACAUUUAGAUUUGUCAGACAACAAUAUUUCCCUGAUAGGUGACCUAUCAAAACUCUUGUCUCUGCGGAUACUGCUAUUGCAUGGAAAUACUAUCACCACACUCCGGUCUGCUUCUAGCCACCUGCCACCAGACUUGAACAUCCUCUCUCUAGCUGAGAAUGAGAUUAGAGAUCUAAAUGAGGUUUCUUAUCUUGGAUUCCUUCAUGAGUUGGAACAGCUGUCAAUUAUGAGCAAUCCUUGUGUAAUGGCUACCCCCUCCCUCCCUGGAUUUGACUAUAGACCAUAUAUAGUCAGUUGGUGUUUAACCCUGCGGAUUCUAGAUGGUUAUGUAAUCUCACAGAAAGAGAGUCUCAAAGCAGAGUGGCUUUAUAGUCAAGGGAAAGGCCGAUCGUUUCGACCUGGUCAGCAUGUGCAGUUGGUUCAAUAUUUGGCAUCAGUUUGUCCUCUCACGUCAACUCCAGCACUACAAUCUGCAGAGGAUGCUAAACUUGAAAAAAUCCUAAGUAAACAGAGGCUUCACCAAAUGGAGCUUCUGGAGAAGUUCCAGAAUAGCAGCCAUAUUUCACAAUCAAGUCCAACCCGAGAAUUGUCAUUUCAGAGUGAGCGCAACAGCCCAACUCAAAGUUGCGAUGGUCAUAAUGUAAAAGAACCCGUAAUUCAAAUUAACACAUGGAUUGGACCAACUGGCCAUGGAGACCAAUGUCAGACAGUUGAGCAGUUCUCAUCAGGACAGACUGCAGGGACUUGUCAUAGUGAGCUCUUCUUGGAGGAUAUUCAGACUGAUGAAGACAAACUUAAUUGCAGUCUUCUUUCUUCAGAGUCUACAUUUAUGCCUGUAACCAAUGCAAUGUCUCCUCUUUCACCUUCCAGCGAUCUAAGGCUUCCGGGACAUAUCCUGGCUGUAGAGACUGAUGUUAUGUCAUCAUUGCAUUUGGAAACUGGCGAUAUGCAUAAGGAUAGCGAUGAUCAAAAAUAUCAGAGGGCUGCAAGAAGAACAGAAAACUAUGGAGGAUGGAUGGAAAAAGCCAUCGAUAAAAGUAAAGAAGGGAAUGACAGCAAAUUGUUCCAUGUAUCCAAUACAAUCAAAUCAUGUGUAAAUAUUAGUUCAAAUGUAAACAAAUGCCUAGAGUUGGCUGCAUUAACAAAAGAGCACAGUUUGCUGGAUAACAGAUUCCCCAAACAGCCACAAAUGGAAGUUGACCAGAAGAUGGUGGGAGAAGACUCAAAGCCAGAUAAAUCUGGUUCAUCUGUAACAAUUGAGCCAAAUCCAGAACUUCUAAAUAAAAUUAAUACAGCAGCCAUAAAGAUUCAAGCACUCUGGCGAGGAUUCUACAUCAGGAAUUGCAAUAAGAAGGGGAAGGAAGUACGUUGUGAAAUCCGGCUGCGUAGGAUGCAGGAACAUGUACAGUACUUGACUGAGGAAGUAAUCAGAUGGAGGAAAGAAUAUGAAGAAGAACGUAUGCAGAGGAUGGUGCAGGAAGAAGCUAUAAAGUUUUUAUGGAACCAGGUUCGGAGCCUACAAGAAUGGCAAAUAUGCAUGACGCAGAAGCAGAAUGGAGUAUUGCAGCCUGACACUAAAGAAUCAAUUUCCCCUCAACAUAUGUUUAUCCACUCAUCUCAAUGCAUGCCACAGUCUCACCUCUUGAAUAACCACCUGAGUCCAAACUCUGGACAAGAUACUCACUUGGGUUGUUCAUUGCAAGAGUUUCCCGAUUCUGGCUUUCAGUCAUCAGACAUCACCCGUAAUUGUCUCCAAGAUUCCCUGAAUUCUCAUCGGAGUUCUUCAGCAGGGAGCACGAACACAGUUGUAGAAGUCCCCUGUGUUGUUACAAAAGACAGUGAGUGUUUGACUGAAGAGCUUCAGGAGCCAGACACCCUAGAUUCCAGUCUCACACCCAGCAGUAAAGAAAAUUCCGAUAACAGCGAACAGGACAGCAGUCUUAUACAGCAGUAUCUUAAUUCAUUAAGGCAACUAGAUGCUGAAGAAGAUGAACCAAAUUUUAGCAGGAGAACAGAAUGCAGUACUAUGAACAAUGUUCAUGAUUCCCUCUGUGGUGCUUCAGUGCAAAUGUCUGGAGAUUCUAAUACCAAGUUUCCAGAGGUUUUCUGUCAGGCACAAGAGGGUGUCAUUGAAAUUGACAUUGUGGACUGUGUAGAUGUGCAAGGAAAAAGUCACGAGCCAAUUUUGAAGCAUUGUGUAGAUGCCAAUAACUAAGUAACUGCAGUCAGUUAGGAACAGUGCUAAUAAAAUCAUUUUCUGACAAGAUGCAUACUUAUGUGAAAGCAAUAUUUGAAGGCAUUGAAAUAUUCCAUAUGCUGAAAAUGCUACAUUUGAAAAUGAAAUGUUAUCGUGAUAAUUAUAUAAAAUACCAAUUUUCAGAAACUUUGUUAGGAUAUGAUUUAAAUGGAACACUAAUAUUUAAUUAUUUAGUUUUUUUCUUGUCAACAUUCCAGCUAACAAUGAUUUGCAGCCCCAAUAUCUACAAUCUUAACAUUUUUGAAUGGCUUUUACUGUUCUGAAAAAAGAUUUCCUCUCUUCUCUUCUGUUGAUGUACUGAGCCAUUCACAAUUCCUGGUUCAAAAUCCACACAUCCCUUGACAUCUCCUCUCAGCAUGAUAGCACAACCAAGAUUAUUGCAUUCCUGUAUCAUCGUGGUGAUUUCACACACCACACUAGUAAAACAUAUGUAGCAGCAAUCUAGAAUGUCAUUAGUUUGCCAAUUUGCUUCUGUUUGUAGCCUUUAUUUGUGGAAAAAUAUUCUUCAUUGCAAUAAGUUAUUUCUAUGUGUGAGGUGUUGCUCUUGUUGGACUGAUUUAGCACUACUCCUCUAAGAAAGGAAUAGAUUAUUAUAGUUUUGACAGAUUUCAGCAACCAUAAUUUCUGUCCAUUCUAAAUUAUCCUAUGUUAGUAAACAGUUUUUAUGUCCCAAGGAUUCUAAUUAAUGAACAGUUGAUGGACAACAGAAAACAGUUAAUCAAAAGCAGAAAUAUUAUAUUUUAGUAUGUAUUAUGGAGUUUUUUUUUAGAAAAACACAUGAAACCAUAAGCAGUUACGAGUGUGCAUUGUUUUACUAUUGUGGAAUAAUUUAUUUGUCAUUCCUUGGGAAAGAGCAAGAUUUAUUGGAACUUCAAACCAAAAAUUGAUGAGGUUAAAUUGCAAAUAUAGUUCUGAGAUGCAAACCAUUUGGUCUCCAUUCAUAGAAAAAGCUGUAAUGGGACAGUACUUUAACCAGCUUAUUGCCCCUGAUCAUUAUUCCAUAAUUCUUCUUGUGUCUGUGAGCAUCGGUGAAGAUAAACCCAGCCUGGAUUGUGAUGUCAAGUAAUUUACCAAACUGUUGUUACCUAGCAUCACUUAGAAAAUUAACUUUGACUUGUCAAAGCCUGGAAAAUAUAUCCUGCAUUUUGCUCUGCUAUCUGUGAUGAGGUGGAGCAAUCAAUUUACUGGAGAAUUACUUUUGUGAAAUUAUAGCAGAAAUAAAAAACAAAGCAGACUGGUUUUGCCUUUACUAUUAGGUCUUGUUUUGUGUAACUAUGGGGUUUGGAGCAAAUCCUGUUGAGCUUCAUUACACAUUAGACAUGUGGCAUGAAACAAGCUACUGAUCUGAGAGCUAUUUGCAAUUGAACUUGUACAUAGAGAUUAAAACUGAAGAAAACACUACUAACACUGAAAAAAGUUAGAUUCCUUAUUUGAGUGAUUUAUCGUUUCAUUUUCUGUAAUGAAUAUUUAAAUGCUCAUAAUAUUAGGAUUAUUGAUAAAAUGCAUGAUACAUAUAUCUUUGAUACAUUCAAGUAGUUUCUAUUGACAUUUAUGGCAAAUAAUAACUAACCACUAAAAUAUGCACGUAGAUCUUACUCACAAAUAUUGCAAUUUUCAAAUAAAUUGCAUUUUACAAUGGUAGUAUAAAGAAAGAAAAUAGUAUCUAAAGAAUUAAGUGACUAUUUUACUUUAGUGUAACCUAGACGCAUCUAUUUUUACUGGCAAUUUUUACACUUUUUCCAAAUGUUGCAAAGUUCUUUUCGACCUUUGUUAGUUUUGGUUCACGGAUGUAUAUCCCAUCAGAAAUGCGAAUUUAAAAUCUAUGAGCCAUAAUUGUCUGUGUCAUAUGUGAAGAUUGUUAAUCAUAAGGGGGGGGGGAGAAGAAAAGAGUUAGGAAGUGAGAUGAGCAAACUGUUAAGUCACUGAGAAUUCCCAGUCUUCCAUGUAGACAUUUUUGUGGUAUUAUUUUCAUUGGUUUAACCUGUAGGGUUUUAAAAUCUGGGUCAAAUUUGUUUAUUCUUGGAGCAAAAGCAUACUGGAGUUAAAAUUCAUACAUUUGUGCAUACUGGAGUUAAAAUUCUCUGCACCAUCCAAUGAAGACAAAGAUUAUGAUAAUUCAAUUCCAAAAAGGUUAGUGUCUCUGCAAAACAAUCUUUUUGCAAAAUUAAAGUAAUUUUUACCUUCUUUCUGCCUUUUUCAAAUUUAGCUUAAACACUACUGACUUUUAAUUUUUCUAUGUUUAUACUGUUUUAUUGGGGUGAGAACUUGAAAUGCAGUUAUUUAUUAUUCAAAUUUAAGUUAUCUGUAUAGUAAUAAACUUUUUUAGACAUAUUGGGUUUUUAAAACAAAUUUAUUUUGUGGUUUAUUUAACUGAUUUAUGAAACUGAGCAGCGAUAUUAAUCUUCAUUUGUACAUAAGGUUUACUUUAUACAGUCAGCUAUCUAUUUUAUUUGAAACAGUCCAUAAUCUAAUGUUUUAAAACAGCUAAACAAGCAAUUAAGGUUCACAAACAGUUUACAGAAGUACCUUGUACCCCGGUCUCAGAUUAGAUCUUUAAGUUUAGUCUGUGCAUAUCUGUCAUAUAUACACCUUUUAUUACCUCCUCUAAGCAAUCUUUCCCAUGAGUUAUCUGAAGUUGUUUGUUAUUUUAUAGAGAUAAGAUAGGGGGAAAUUAACAGUUGCAGCAAAUUGAAAUUAAAAUGUGAGUUCCAUCAGCUGAAAAACAUAAAUGAGUUACUGUUUUAGAAAUUGACUUUGUGAUGAUAGGUCUCUACUCAAAAUAUCAACUUUCAUAAAUUUUAGGAUCCUCCCUUUUGGCAUUUAAAUUUAAUAAUCAAGGGAGAAACAACUUGAUAUUAAGUGAGUGGAAUCUGGGCCAAAAAUCUGCAGAUGUUGAAAAUCCGAAACAAAACCAGAAAUUGCUGGUAAAAGUUCAGCUGGUUUGGCAGCAUCUGUGGAGAGAGAGAAUGUUUUGGAUCCAAUCCUCCUUUUUCAUUGUUUUACUUUGUUCUUAAUUUCCCAAUAGAUUGACAAAUUUAGCAUGCAAGCUGAUAAGUCAGUCCAUUCACGACAUGAGCUCAACAUUGAGACCAAAGUCCAAAUUAUAGCUUGAUGGAAGUUAAUUAUGUUGAAGGGAUUAGUUUGAGCACUCUCUCUAGAGUCGAAUGCAACAAAGUAGACUUAAAAAAAAAACUAUUCUUGAUCUGAAUUGUGGCACAAUUUAACCUUGAGCAAUUACAAUACAGCCUACGAAAUUUGGGUGCUAUUUAACCUGAACAGGGUGCACACGCUUUCACCCAAAAGCUUGUCCCAAUUAAGUACGGAUCAAGAAAAUUAUUUUGUAUGAAGGUGUAAACUAUUAUUUCUAUAUUUGAAUGGCAAGAUUGUGGCCUAGUUUGUUUAUGUUAUAUUUAUUUGAAUAUUUUCGUACUUUUUUGUAUACCAGUUUAAAACUUAAUAAAAUGAGUUUCAAGCA
Molecule: messenger RNA, 6213 nt
Organism: Chiloscyllium plagiosum (whitespotted bambooshark)
Lineage: Eukaryota; Metazoa; Chordata; Chondrichthyes; Orectolobiformes; Hemiscylliidae
Source: RefSeq, a predicted model, not a curated record